Gossypium arboreum is the source of this 4505-nucleotide messenger RNA. Its product is annotated as F-box/kelch-repeat protein At1g26930-like. The transcript is spliced from 2 exons. The record is from RefSeq and is a predicted model, not a curated record. Bases 916 to 2460 code for a protein of 514 amino acids. Gene Ontology annotation, molecular function: protein binding. Gene Ontology annotation, cellular component: nucleus. NCBI's taxonomy places the organism in Eukaryota, Viridiplantae, Streptophyta, Magnoliopsida, Malvales, Malvaceae.
AAGCUGGCAGGCAGAGAUUUGACCAUUCCCCCCCUCAUUCAUAUAUUUACUACUUGCACUGUUAAAAGGCGUAGGGGUACCUAAAAUCUAUUUUCUCCCAUUAAAUUCAUAUAUUUUUUAAGAAAAGAGAGUGAGAGAGAGGGACAGUUUUUAUUCCAUCACCUCCUCCGCCUCAUCAUCAUCAAUCACAUAGUCAACACGUGUCUCACCCGGCGCUAACCGGUUACCGGUUUUCACUCCCCCUCCCCCUUUUUGUAGGUCCCACCACCGCCACCAUCGCCGCCGUCCCCCGCCUGCCCUGCCUUCCCCUCAUCACCACCCUCCCAUUCUCUUUUUUUUUUUUUCCUUUAUUUAUAAUUCGACUUCCGAAAACAAACAAAACGUAAAAACGAAAAAAAAAAAUUAUUUCAUUAAACAAUUUUUAUUUUUUUAUUUUGGUUUGGAGAGAGAGAAAGAGAGAGAGCAAGUUUAAAGAGAGAUAAAGGGGGUCUCUUAUAGAUUUUGCUCGCAAAGCCAAAACGAAAGCUCCCUCGCUCUGAUUUGCAGAGAAAAUCCAAAGGACAAAUUAACCAGCCUAUAGAGAAACAGAGAGAAAAAAAAAAAGAAAAAAAAAUUUAAACGAAGAAACACGAGAACGCGAAGAACAACAACAGCAAAUCAAAGGAACAACAACUGAAAAAAGAAAAAAAAAAAAAGAAAAGAAAGAGAAAAGAGAUAGUGUAUUAAUUUUUUGACGGAAAGAGAUUCAUUUCAUUUUUUUCUUCUUCUUAUCCAGUCAGUAGAAUUUGUUAAUCUUGACUGCGUUAUGUUUUGGGGGGAGAAAUAAAACUUGUGGUUGUUACAGUGAUUUGAAAAUUCCCAUUGUUAUUUUUGGGGAUUUUCCCGUCUGAAGUCGGGAGGGGAUCCUAAAGAGUCAUGUUGGAGAACCGGUGCUGCAAGUCCUGUUUGGUGUUUGCAAGCUCUUGUCAGGAAGAAAGGAAGUGGGCUUACAUGUACAAUGGGAAGCGACCACGGGAAUUCUCUGAAUCCGAUGGUUGUCAGGAAACCAAGUUGUCGAAGCUAUCUUCUGAUGAUUCCUCGAGUGACGAUAAUAAUUCUAAUGCUUCUUCUCCACAAGACUCAGGUGACUUUCUCUUGCCAGGUUCUCAUGACCAAUCCGGUGACGAUAGUAAGCGAUCUGAUUCUUCCUCGGAUACAGACUCUUCUCUUAUCCACCACUGCUCCAUUGGUCUAGACAAACCGGAUUUGGUUAACCAAUCAGACAGUGACAGCCUGUCAGAUUCUGUGGAGGAGUCACCAGAGGAACAGUCUGAGGAUGAUGGUGAAAAUGAUGAUAGCAGCUUUUCUGAUUCUCCCGAGGAUGGUCAUCGGAGUAAUGCUGGGGAUUCUUCGUCAGACUUGGAUGCAUUAAUCCAACCAAUUGGGAGAGAUAAUUCCAUCAGUUGUCUGAUUAGGUGCUCGAGGUCUGAUUAUGGUUCCAUUGCCUCAUUGAAUCGGAGUUUUCGCUCCUUAAUCAGGAGUGGCGAGAUCUAUAAGUUGAGGAAGCAGAACGGUGUUGUUGAGCAUUGGGUUUAUUUUUCUUGUCACCUCCUUCAAUGGGAGGCAUUUGAUCCAAUUAGGCAUAGGUGGAUGCAUUUGCCAAGGAUGCCUCCCAAUGAAUGUUUCAUUUUUUCGGAUAAGGAGUCCUUGGCUGUUGGAACUGAAUUGCUUGUAUUUGGGAAGGAGGUAACUUCCCAGGUUAUAUAUAGGUAUAGUAUUCUGACGAACUCAUGGACUACUGGGACCAGUAUGAAUGCUCCGAGGUGCUUGUUUGGAUCAGCUAGUCUUGGAGAAAUUGCAAUUUUAGCUGGUGGUUGUGACUCUCAGGGUAAUAUCCUGAGCUCUGCAGAAAUGUACAAUUCUGAGACUCAGAAAUGGGAGACUCUCCCAAGCAUGAAUAAGCCAAGGAAGAUGUGUAGUGGUGUAUUUAUGGAUAAGAAAUUUUACGUGAUUGGAGGAAUUGGUGGAGCCGGGAAGGAUGCACGGGUUCUCACUUGUGGUGAGGAGUAUGAUUUAGAUACAAAAAAGUGGACUGAAAUUCCCAAUAUGUCUCCUGGAAGAAGUGGAGCGGCCGCAGAGAUGCCUGCGGCAGCUGUGGCACCCCCUCUGGUUGCAGUUGUUAAUAAUGAACUGUAUGCCGCUGAUCAUGCUGGCAUGGAGGUAAAGAAGUAUGAUAAGGAGGGGAACUCAUGGUUGACUAUUGGAAGAUUGCCAGAAAGAGCAGUUUCAAUGAAUGGUUGGGGGCUUGCAUUCAGAGCAUGUGGAGAUCGCCUUAUAGUGAUUGGUGGACCUAGGGCUUUAGGUGAAGGUUUUAUUGAGAUCAAUUCAUGGGUUCCGAGCGAAGGGCCUCCCCAAUGGAACUUGCUUGCCAGAAAGCAGUUGGGUAACUUUGUGUAUAAUUGUGCUGUGAUGGGAUGCUAGAGAGAUAGAAUUUGGUGGCAUCUCGUGCGGUUGAAUGGUGCUGCGCUGCCACUGGGGUUUGCACCAUCGGUUUUUUCUUAAACACACAACUCUGAAUUUUUACUAAUGGUAAUUUCCCCUUCUUUCUUUUUUACAUCUUUACCCUUUUGGAUGGGGGAUGAUGGGGAAGAUUUCAGAUUACUCAAGAUUCAAUAGAAUGUUUUAUUGAUAGGGGUGUCUUGAGUUUUUAUUUCUUUUUCCAAACUUUCAUUCAAAAUUUCUUCGAUUAAAUUUGUCUUCCCCCGUUUUCAGUGACAUGAGAACUUGCAAAGGCUGGCGUCAUUAGCACAGGAAUAGGUUUAAUAAUUUGAAGUACCAACACAUUGGUAGGUUGCCAUUAGAGUUUGUUGAAAGCUUUUUAAGAACACAGAACUAGUCAUAUGGGUUUCUUCUUCCUUAAUUUUCUUGGAAUUGUCUUCAAGGGAGGAAAUAAGUUCCGGAGGCUGUUAUCUUAGAUGUUUGCUGAUGUACUGAUUACAUUGAUCAUUACAAUUGAUGAACUAUAUACUCCCAGAAAUUUUCUUAUGUACACUUUGGAAUCCUUCAUUGUUUUUAGUUUCUUUUGUUCAGUUGGAUGGUGCCAGUUUCUCCUUUUGCUCGAUUUUCUAAUUCAUAAGUUCUAUUCUUUCCCAUACUUUCCCGCAAUUAGUCUGAUAUAUUGAAUAGAGUGGAUGAGACUUUUUACUUUCAACUUCUUCACAUUUACGAUAAGUUAUAGAUUUUCCAGUUCAAGAAUCUUGAUAAAUAGAAUUGUAAUUAGGAAAUGCGAUACUAUCAUUACUAACCGAAAACUUCCUUUUAAGUAUCAAUCUGGCUGCAUCAUUGAAAGCAUCAGCCAGUCAGUAUAUUGUAUAUCUUUGAGAAGCUAGGUGUUAAAUUGCAAAUAUGGCAUUUGCUGUGCAAUUGUUUUGUGGGUGAGGUGCAAAGGAAUAUUUCAUUUAGAGUCUAGGUUUCCCAUAGACUAUUAUAUAGAUAUAUCGAAAGCAGUAUGUUAAUUGAGGAAACCAUGUCCUUCCUUAAUUAGAGAGGCUUGUAGUAUUUCAACUCUUUGCUUUUCUGUGGAUGACAUAAUGUCUCUGUAUGUGUGUGCUUUUCUUUAAUCCAUUUUAUUGCUGCAGGGCUCAUUAGAUGAGUAGUAAUGAAGAAUAUAUGGUGAGUACAUUUAUUGUUAAACUGAGUGUGUAGAUUUCAGAGAACUUUUUCUUUUAGUUGAUUUGGUGAAAUGCAAGAGUAAAAUGCUGCAUCUUGUUCGCCUUGCCUUGCUCUAUGCUGCAACCACAUCUUCGGAGUUUCCAUGUUUUAAUUUCCCGUUUCAUGCAAUGACUCGAUUUUUACUUGGCUUUGCCAUACUGAUUGUGCAAGUUCCAAGCCUCAUAAAAGUAGUAGGUAGUUUAGUAAGAAUUGGUAGUUUUAACUCUAGCGAGACAAGUAGGAGGAUGAAUCAUGAGAAAUAAAUGUGAGGUGGAAAUAUAUGAUAUUUCCUAGGACAGAAAAGAAAGGGGGCAGAAAAUUAGAUAGACAUUUGUCAUUUGAGUCGGAAUCUUUUUGAUAUUGUGUCACUAGCAUUAUAGCUAGGAUUGAUUAAUGAUCUAAAUAGAGUACAAUAGUAAAACCCAGUUUUGGUUUCAGUGUUAGAAAACUGUCAGAAUUAAUCUUAGAAGCUGUGUUUGUGAAUCAGUGGCUUCAUUGAAUCCCUGGAGCCAAUGGCAGAUAAUUCAUACACAUGUAUAUACGGUAAAUAUACUCAUGUCGGAUAUAUAGUCUGUUGGAUUGUGCAGCCAAAGUUGGCACAGAACUUGCCCUGGACCAUGUUGAUUGGGUGAUGAUGAUGAAACCAAGUUAGGCCUACCAUUUAUUAUGUUUUCAUCAUUUUGUUUUUGUGGUAAAACCAAGUAAAUUUCACUGUGAACAAAAAGCAGUUGAAAUUGAAAAGGAAAAAAGAAGGUACUGUACUGAUAUCUGAACUGAGCAAAUAUCAAAUGUGAAUAUGAUUCUGCAAAACAAAA